UAGGAGGCCGCUGCAGUCAUGGAGGGCGGAGGAGGAGGAGCCGCUGCUGCCGCCGCCGCCAUCGCCGAGUGCUCCUGACUCCGGGCGAAAGGAAUCGCGUCCGCUUUGCCGUUCCGGAGGAUUUCCGCGCUUUUUAGUUCCACCUUCACUCCCUCCCUCCGAGAGAUGGACGGAGCCCGGUUGUAACGUGAAAGCCCCGAGGGUGGGCUUGGGGGAGGUUUGAGUGAAGGCCGGUUGCUGGGUGGUUAACCCUAUGAGGUCCAAGGUCUAAGGAGGUGAUGUCGCUGCCUCUCGUGUCGGUGUGAUGCUGCUGCAGAGAGACAGGAUGUUGAGCCAUCUCACAGCCUCGGGUUAAAUGGAAUCUGCAUUUGGAACCCUGAAGAUCCAGGCUGACUUAUGCAUUGCAUAGCAGCUAUUCCAAAAGGGACCACAGACAUGAGCGGGGGAGGUGAGCAGCCUGACAUAUUGUCAGUCAGUUUCCUAGUAAAGGAACGAUGGAAAGUGUUGAAAAAGAUUGGAGGUGGGGGCUUUGGAGAAAUCUAUGAAGCUAUAGACUUUCUGACCCAAGAAAAUGUUGCUCUUAAAGUGGAGUCAGCCCAACAACCAAAGCAGGUUCUCAAAAUGGAAGUUGCUGUUUUGAAGAAACUACAAGGGAAGGAUCAUGUUUGCAGAUUCAUUGGCUGUGGAAGAAAUGACCGUUUCAAUUAUGUUGUUAUGCAGCUACAGGGUCGAAACCUUGCUGAUCUACGUCGAAGCCAGUCUCGAGGUACCUUUAGCAUCAGCACUACUCUGCGACUGGGAAAACAGAUUCUUGAAGCAGUAGAAAGUAUUCACACUGUGGGCUUCCUUCACAGGGACAUCAAACCUUCAAACUUUGCGAUGGGCCGCUUUCCUAGCACCUGUAGAAAGUGUUUUAUGCUGGACUUUGGUUUGGCACGACAGUUCACAAAUUCCUGUGGUGAUGUUAGACCUCCUCGAGUAGUAGCAGGGUUCAGAGGCACAGUGCGUUAUGCAUCAAUCAAUGCACACAAAAACCGGGAAAUGGGCCGACACGAUGACCUUUGGUCCUUGUUUUACAUGUUGGUGGAGUUUGUGGUUGGGCAACUACCAUGGAGGAAGAUAAAGGACAAGGAACAAGUAGGUCUGAUAAAAGAAAAAUAUGAUCACCGCCUUAUGUUGAAGCAUCUCCCCCAAGAGUUUGCUUUAUUUCUGGAACAUGUUCUUUGUUUGGAUUAUUUCACAAAACCAGAUUACCAGUUGUUGAUGUCUGUAUUUGACAGCAGCAUUAAAGCACAUGGGGUUGUUGACAGCGACCCCUUUGAUUGGGAGAAAACUGGGACGGAUGGAUCUCUUACCAUGAUAACCACAUCUACCACUCCUCAGCUACAUACGCGGCAGACACCUGCUGCUCUUGGAAUUGCUAAUGCUUCACUGGUGCCAGGAGAUCUGAUGAAAGAAAAUACUGAUGAGGUACUGCAGGAUGAACAGCUUAGCGAUGGCGAGAAUGUUGUUCCAGGCAUCAUUAGUCCUGAAAGAAUGGCAGAAAUGCAAGAAGCCCAUAACCCUCAAGUUCCUUAUGUUGGGGAGAAGGAUGUUUGGGAAGAAAUGGACAUUAAUAGAAACAAAAUGAAGACGACUGGCUGUAAGGGUGUUACAGAAGAAGAAAACAGCCAUGGUGCUGGAAAUGGGCCUCCAAAUGGGCCAAGUCUGGGCUCCCCAGUGAAGGUGAGGUCUGAGACUUUGCAACCAGAUCGUGAUGUCCCUCUAUUAAGAAAGUUAAGAUCCAUACAUAGCUUUGAAUUUGAAAAACGUAUCGCUUUGGAACCAAAACCCAGCACUGAUAAAUUCUUGGAAGCCUGUUCCACCAAGGCUCAGGAUGACUUGGCCGCUACCCCGCCUCCAAAAGCCCCUGCUGCUGCUCGUACUGACAGAGUAUGGCACUUUGAUGAGGAGUACAUUCCUGACAGUUCAAAGCCCAUUUCUGUGGGAUCUCCUGAACAUGGUGAUGCUGUUGUUAGCAAUGGAUUUGUCGCGGUUAAUAUAAGCUCCUGCAGGCAGGAAGUUGACUCUAAGGAAUGGGUCAUUGUAGACAAAGACCGUGACCUCCAGGAUUUCAGGACUGAUGGAGGUCAGGGCCAGAAAUUGACCAGUCCAUCUGGACGAACAGAUGAUGAGGAGCCAGAUGUUCUAGCAGAAGAUCCUCUUCAAGAGGAAAAAUUAACAUUGGAAGCCAUUCUGAGUGAAAAGAUGGAGCGUUCACGAUCUCAAGAAGCAGCAAGAGAACAGCUGAACACAACUCAUUUGCCACAUCCCAACACUCCAAGGAUGCAGAGUCCCCUCCGAUCCCUCAGCCCUGUAGUAUUCCUAUCCUCUGAUUCGGAUCCUCUUCUCAGGAAGCAGUCAGAUUUGCACAGGAGCCAGUCAGCUGAGAGCAGUUAUUCACGCUCCCCUGGUCGCAGGCAGCUACCCUUCAUUCCAGGCCACACCAAGCUGCCUUCUAUCAUUCGCAUCACCAAAGCUCAGCUCCAACAGAUAACUGCACCCAAGUCUGCAGUCGCACUGACCCAUGCUACUGCUGGGGUUAUACAGCACGAUGAGCAUAAGGAGACUGACCAGCACAGAAUGGAACAUGCCACUGAUGAAGUACAAAAACUCACAUCUCCGGAAGAGAAAUCAAUGCCAGUUCUGGUACCGCAUGACACAUUGUGUAAUGGGACUUCCAAAGCAGAACUUAUACUGGAAUUAGAUAAAGGGACAACACAAGAGAGAGAGACUGUUGUGACUGGCACAGUAGAAAGCAGUAAUCAAGGGGAUGUACUUGCAAAAACUAGUGUCAGGUCUGACCACAACAGAAAUGACUCCCUCAAUUCAGCUCAAGAAGUCGAUAAAUGCGAAGAAGAUCAUGUAAUUUCUGGAGAUGUAGCAAGUCAACUUGAUGAAGAACAGUGCCCUUCAGGUAAAAAUGAAUCCAUAAGUGACCAAUUACAUCCAGGCAAUGGACACAGCUCAGUGGCACAACUAGAAACCUUGUCUUCUGUGCCAAACCAGGAAGAAAACAAAUUUCCUGGUCCUCAUUUGUCUAAUAUAACCCAGCCAGUAACAUCAGGUGAAGUGGUCUCUGACAGAGAAAAAGAUGCUUUAUCUACUGUGGAGUAUACAAAGCUUGUAAUGGAUGGACUACAAGAGAAACUGCACGAUGUAGAAGAAAAUGGCUUUUAUAAGUACAUUGAGGAUGAGGUGGGUGAGUUACAGUCGUCUUCAAAUAUUUCAUACGAAUGUGUAAAAGAAUUGCUUCACACCGUUGUUUCUGAGCAAGAAGACCACGCAAAUAGUGUGGCAAAUUAUGGGUCCGAGAAAGGUUACAUUUCUGAGAUGAUGCAGCAAAAGAUUCAAGAACAGAAUAAUCUUUCAGAGCCAAGUGAACUCAGAAAUGGAGAUCUGCUUCACAUCUUGACAGCUGGUGACAAUUCACUGCAUCCCAGGAAGGGUGAAGCCAAACCAUCUCCACUCCGGCAAAGUCGCAUACCAAUCCUUGCAUCAGAUGUAGAAGCAGGUUCUGAAUCAUCUGUUCCUGUCUCAGCUAAAGAGAAACUGCUUCAGAAGAAAGCUCAUCAAAUAGACCUGACCAGGCAAUUAACUGAAAAGCGACAACAUACCUUCAGAACAUCCCUUCUAGGUGAUCUGUCAUCCACUUCCGAGAGAUCCCUGGAGGAGAAAGUGUCUGUUCCAUCAAUGACUUUAUCUGAUGAUGGAACUCAUUCUGGACCUCCUCCAGUGAAAGCUGAAAUGGAACAACAAUUGGGCAAACAAUUUGAUGAAGACUGUCUAAGUAGUCUUCAAUCUCGGCGGAGCAAAAUCCCAAGACCUGUUUCAUUGACCAAUACUGAACAAAUCCCCACAUCAACCUCAUCCCAGUUUAUCCCAAGACCACCUCCUGGGAAGCCACCAACCAGACCAAGUGUGGAAGUCAGGUUACGCCGAUACAGAGUAGUUGGAAGUGGUAGCUCUGAUUCUGACCUGCUAACGCACCUGGCUCAAAUCUUACAAAAUGGAUCGCAAAAGACUAGGAGCUCCCCACAGUCCAAAAGUCCACAGUCACCCCGUAGCCCCAAAACUCCGCCAAAAAGCCCAGUGAUCCCCCGUCGAAGCCCUAGCGCAUCACCACGGAGCACAUCAUUGCCACGCACUGCCAGUUCCUCCCCUUCACGUGGACGCCCAUAUACAGACCAGAGGAGCUCUUCGCCACACUUUGCCAGGAGCCGCUCCCCUCCCAGUUACUCUGGGUCCUCGCCUUCCCGAAGAAGUUUCCUGCAGGACCACGGCUGUGGUAAACAGGGCAAAAAUAGCAUGAAGGGACCUGGCAGUCCUCAUCAUUUGUGUCAAAGCAAAUCCACAAAAGGAAAAUGCUCAGGCAGAGAUGGCAAAGUGUCCAGUAAACUCAGCAGAUAGUAACAAUUUGUGCAAGUAUCUCUUUCCCCUCCUUCACCUCCUUGUUGCAUGUUAUUUAGUCUUUACUAAAAGAAAAUCUGCUGUUGUCUCUCCUUUACUGGACAGUAGCUUAUAUGCCAUUUUGGAUCCAAGUGUUGGACAGGUGCUGCUUUGUAUAAACUAGGAAAGUUAUCAGUAAAACUAAAAUUGAUUGAUAGCACAGUACACUUACGGUCAUACGCUGUGCAAGAGUGCUGCUAGGUUUUAUUUUGGCUUCUGCUGCCUUGAGCUAUUUGAGUAGGAAAUACUAGUCUAGUACUUCCACCUUUUUCAAUGUAUACACCAUCCUCCAAAAUCUUAUGACUUGACUUGUUCUUGUGCCAUUUUAGAUCUUGAGGGAAACCUCAGAAGUUCAUAAAUAGAAGAAAGGCUGCUGUAGCAUUUUCGGACACCAAAAUUAAUAUAACAUUUUUGCCAUCUUUUUACACAUAUGUCAAUUGUGUUUUUUUUUAAUGUACAGUGUGUCUAGAUAAAUACAAUCUAAUUUAAUUAACUAAUUGAUUCAGAGUUCAGAGGGAGUAGUUGAACUCAAAAUAGUUGAAGGACUGGAGCACGUAUGUUUAUUGCAGAGAAUUGACAACUGAUACUGGUAGGUUAGUUUUCCUAGAUUUGCAUUGCCUUAUGGAAUCAGAAGGCAAAAUCUUUAAUUACCUCCUUUAAAAGGGUGUAAGAUGCUAAUACUUUGAAAACAGGCAUGAAAUGAGUGAGAGGUUGGAGGGGGAAUAAAGAAGCCUCAAUUGUUUUCUUCCACUCUUUCGCUAAAGUUUAAAUAAAAUCGUGACUUGGUCCAGUCCCAAUAAAAUACACUGACUUGGACUUCCCAAAGUUGGGACCCCAAGUGCGGCUGUGAGCUGAAAUAUUGAAACCGCGAUCUCUGAGGCAGCAAGUGGAACUCUGACGGAGUUAGGAUAGCUCUAUCUUGCUGUAAUCGACCCCACUCUCUCACAACAAUAUUCAAACCACAAAAUGAGGCCACAGGAAAAAGUUUGGGAAGAACUGCAAUACAUAGCAGUCCAUAGCUGUGGAUGUCUUUUCGUAAUAUUAAGGAAAGCUCUCCUUUAAAUGUUUACUAACUAUAAUCCUUGCAACCACUGUGAUAACAGACAUCAUCCAAAUAAGUAAUCACCAAAAGAAGAGAAAAAUCAAUGAGUAAUUGAUUUUCGAGUGAUAGCUCCUAAAGAAAAUAAAGAUUUAUAUUACUUCCUACACAUAUCGUUAUGUGUAAACUAUUACCGAUCAGCAUUUGAUUGCCAUGUGCCUGACUAAAAUAUUAAUGUAUUUUAUCUAUGUAUUAUUUUGCUGCCAAGGCAAGAAACUCUGAGUUAAGUAAGUGGGAGUUUCCUACAAGAUACAUUUGUCACUUGAAGCCUGAUUAUUAAAUGGAAAUCACAUCAGCUAUCACUUUUUUUCAAGCUUUCCUUGGGUGGGUAAAU
Messenger RNA from Hemiscyllium ocellatum (epaulette shark), 5921 nucleotides. RefSeq names its product tau-tubulin kinase 2-like. Bases 397 to 4449 code for a protein of 1350 amino acids. The record is from RefSeq and is a predicted model, not a curated record. Gene Ontology annotation, cellular component: cytoplasm; ciliary basal body; nucleus. Gene Ontology annotation, biological process: signal transduction; cilium assembly; peptidyl-serine phosphorylation. Gene Ontology annotation, molecular function: ATP binding; protein serine/threonine kinase activity. The transcript has 16 exons. Lineage: Eukaryota; Metazoa; Chordata; Chondrichthyes; Orectolobiformes; Hemiscylliidae.